Clonostachys solani is the source of this 1449-nucleotide messenger RNA. The record is from the annotation of a GenBank genome assembly. NCBI's taxonomy places the organism in Eukaryota, Fungi, Ascomycota, Sordariomycetes, Hypocreales, Bionectriaceae.
AUGGAUCUAUUCGUCACUCCGCCUGCAGCUUCGGCAUCGCCAUCGACGUCGGAGUCGACCUCGAAAUCAGCUGUAACAAUACCUUCCGGCGCUGCCGACCAUCCCCGCCACCAGCCUUCGAGCAAGACUCGCUUGUCCUGCGACAGGUGCCAUGCGCAAAAGCUCCGAUGUGUCAAAGACGAAGGCGUAGCUGCAUGUCGGCGAUGUCUCAGGUUAAAGACGAUAUGCCGGCAUAGUCCACGCGCCGCGAGAUCGUCUACGAAGCCUCGAGGACAGCGCGCCCAUUUGCCUCGAGCAGAUGACGAUGUCACACCUUCGGCGAGUGAGCCUAUGGAAAAUAUAGCUCCGGUACCGACGACUUCGAGUUUGGGUGACAAUGACUGGUGGGCUCCAACGGAUACGCCGACAAGUCUUGUUGAAGGGCAAGCAGGAUUGUGCUCAACUUCUAGCUUGACUGUACAAGGUGGUUCUGGUGUUCAGGAGAUCUUCAACACUGGUAUCUUUGACAGUCUAGGAAACACAAUCGCCCCAGGUAAUCACGCCUCCAUCAACUGGGACCUCAUAUUUCCAAAUGAGCAUAUGAAGCAAACCUUUCCUUUAAUCAGCACGCCCAAUCCCUCUUUUGAGAACAUAGGUCAAAGUAUCAAUGCAAAUUUAGGAAGCCCCCUAGUCUCUACCUUCCAGAGAUUAGCGAGCCUCAGCGUCCAGAUUUACGAAUGUGGUGCAAAUUUGCCAUCCCCGCAUAGGAGCAGCACAAGACAUAAUAUUAGUAUUAACGCCACGCCAAAGUCGGCUCACUUUAUCUUCGAUGAGCUGUUCCGAGUCACCACGGAGUUCAUCGACAUUUUGAGAUGCCUUCCUAUUUCAAGAAGCAGGGAAGAUACCAUCCUAUUUACAGACUCAUCAGAUCACCCAGGCUUUCCAUUUCCCCAAUCGUUUGCUCCAUGCACUCAGGACAUGUCAUCCUCAGACCAGUCAGUUGUUGGAGAUCACAUGGCAAAACAAUCUUGGCCAUCGCCACGUGUCGACGAUGCAACGGUCUUCAUGAUCAUGUCCUGCCACAGUAGCCUGACAGGAACAUAUGCAUCCAUCCUGCAAAUGAUGCAAAUGUGUUUGGAGCACUCGCUCAUUCCUCAAAUGGGUAGCAGCUGGCUGGUCAUUCUCCCACGGCUGCAAGUUGGCCCGGUUGAGCUCCCAUCUCUGCAGGUAGGCGAUCAAACGCCGGUCUCCUCCAAAGCUACGUCGUCAAUGUAUAUGAUGACGGUCACGAUGCUCUUCUCGCGGUUGUGGACGCAGCUUGGAAGUGUCUUGAGGGAAAGGGCUGGCGCAAAGUCUCAUCCUGGAACAGCACAAAGCUCUUCGUUGGUAGACACAAUGUGGGAUGCAGCCUUGGACAGGACAGACCAGUUGAUACAGACCAUCGACUCUAUAAAGAGUCGACUGCCGUGA